Molecule: messenger RNA, 1990 nt
Organism: Merops nubicus (carmine bee-eater)
Lineage: Eukaryota; Metazoa; Chordata; Aves; Coraciiformes; Meropidae
Gene: PALMD
Product: palmdelphin
Exons: 8
Coding region: 253-1896 (547 amino acids)
Biological process (GO): regulation of cell shape
Cellular component (GO): cytoplasm; membrane
Source: RefSeq, a predicted model, not a curated record
UCCAACUUGUCAGUCAACUCAUGCCAGCACUCUCCACGUCUGCCUCUUCUACGCACCCUCAUUACAUGUGUCUGUCUGGACUGAUCUGCUCAUCUGUUCAGGGACUCUCCUGAGAAGUCAAAAAUUCUGCCUUCUCUCUGCUCUGGAAUUGGAUCAAACCACCUCAGCUUUUUUUGUAGUCCCACCAGGAGGAUUUUUGCGUAUGGUCUCGUUCUGUUUUCCUUCACUACUUGUCUGUUUUUGAUUUUUAGAAUGGAGGAAGCCGAAUUGCUGAAGGAAAGAUUCCAGGCCAUAACAGACAAAAGAAAACUGCAAGAAGAAAUUACACAGAAACGUCUAAAAGUAGAAGAGGAAAAAAUGAAACACCAACACUUAAAGAAAAAGGCCUUGCGAGAAAAGUGGCUCUUGGAUGGCUUUAGUUCUCUCACUCCAAAAGAGCAAGAAGAAAUGCAGAAGCAGAAUCUGGAGGACCAACAAAGGACUCGUGAGCUGGAACAAGACAUUUUCAGACUGGAGAAGGAAAUUGAGGCUCUGGAAAAAGAGGAAAUGGAAGUCUCAGCUAAGGAAGAAGCAAUAUUAAAGAAACUUAAGUCUGUUGAGAAAACAACAGAAGACAUAAUAAAGUCUGUGAAGACUGAAAAAGGAAGAGUUGAAAAAGAGGCAGCAGACUACAUAUAUGCCAACAUACCUGACCUUCCCAAGCAUUUCAGGCCUUCUGCACUGAGAAGUACAGCACACACUGCCACCAGUGAUGAAGAAAAUAGAAAAGCAUUGUUUGCCAUGGAAAUUAAAGUUGAAAAAGACAUGAAGACAGGAGAAAACACAGUGCUAUCAACAAUACCUCUUCCCUCAAAGGAGUUUAAAGAGACAGGAGUUAAAGUCUAUGAUGAUGGCAGGAAGUCAGUCUAUGCUGUGUCCUCAAAUGGCAGCACAACACAAAAUGAGAUGGAUGAACUUGCUCCUGUUGAGGUGGAGGACCUGCUACGGCAGGCAACUGAAAAAAAUUCCCAGUCUCCUACAGAGUAUCAUGAGCCUGUGUUUGCAAACAAAUUUUGCAGGCCAGCUACUCCGCACAAAGACAAAUUAGUCCCUGGACCAAAACUGGAAGACACUCAGAGAAGAGAGAUGAACGGAUUUAGCAAUCAUCAGACAGAAUUCUCCUUGCAAGCAGAGCCCUUCAUGCAGCAACAUAAAGAGAACGGGCUCGACCUUCCUAAGGUAAUACAGCCAAAGUCCCCCUCCCCAGUACUUUCCCAUUCAGAGAAGCAAGUUCACUCUAAUCCUGAGAACAGGAUGAAGCAUCAAGAAGAAAGAAAAGAUGCACACGAAGAAUUAAAACCUUACCAGAAUACAAAAGAAAGAUGUAAUGAGACAAGUCCCUGCCAUCUUAAUGAAACACCCCCUGCACGCCAAGGUGAGGAAGAUGUUCAGUACAGCGUUGUCCAAGCUGUGCCAUGUUACGUGGAUGAUUCUGAACCAGUGACGAUGAUUUUCAUGGGCUAUCAGCGCAUUGAUGAUGAUGCGGAAGCAGACCAGAAGUUGUCAAGAUACGAUGGGGUUAUUCGUGCAGAAUUAGUUGUCAUUGAUGAUGAUGAAGAUGACAGCAAAUCUGAGAAACCAGCAUAUCAUCCAGUCGGCCACUAUAGUCAGGUUUAUCAGCCACCGAGCAGGAAAACCGCAGAAGUCCCACAGACAAACCUUGGGAGCAGUCUGGGUGCAAGCCUCAACAAGGUACCCCACAAAAAUUCCAUCUCCCUGCGAGAACAAGAGGAGCACCUAAGCUCACCAGCACACCACGCUCCUCUUCACGGCCAGGUAUCUGGAGAUGGUACUGAAGAUCCCUCACUAACAGCUCUGAGGAUGAGAAUGGCAAAGCUGGGGAAAAAGGUGAUUUAACAGCUAUAAUGACAUGGAAGUAAAAUUUACCACUCAAAGCAGAAUAAAGCUAAGAAGACUUUCUUCAACACACCUUUUCUGGAUCAUAAUGUCU